Molecule: messenger RNA, 600 nt
Organism: Capra hircus (goat)
Lineage: Eukaryota; Metazoa; Chordata; Mammalia; Artiodactyla; Bovidae
Gene: CCDC167
Product: coiled-coil domain containing 167
Exons: 4
Coding region: 18-353 (111 amino acids)
Source: RefSeq, a predicted model, not a curated record
CAUGCGUGGCGCCACCAAUGGGCGCGUCCAAUAAUGACUCCGGGAACCCGUCGAGUAACAUGACUAAAAAGAAGCGGGAGAAUCUGGGCGUCGCUUUAGAGAUUGAUGGGCUGGAGAAGAAGCUGUCACAAUGUCGGAGAGAUCUGGAGGUGGUGAACUCCAGGCUCUGUGGGGCGGAGCUGAGCUCAGAGGCCAGGAGGUCUCUGGAGAAGGAGAAAAGCAGCCUGAUGAACAAAGCCUCCAACUAUGAGAAGGAGCUAAAGUUGCUUCGGCAGGAGAACCGCAAGAACAUGCUGCUGUCUGUGGCCAUCUUCCUCCUGCUGACGGUCAUCUACGCCUACUGGGCCCUGUGAGGCUGCGAUUUCUCCGGUCAACCCUGGCUUCCCCUCAGCUCCGUGAUCAUAGCCAAGCAGGCCCUUGAGCCUCGAGAGGACCAAGGUACAAGGGCUGUUUCUCCCUGACCCAGACAUUGGAGCAGGGCUUCCUGCUGGCCUGGCCCCUCUUGCCUCCCAUUCCCGCUGUGGGGCUUGGGGCUCCAGAAGGACUUUGUGCUGGCUUGGCCCAGGAGAAAGGCAAUAAAGAACCUGUGUGCCGAGAAAA